This is a messenger RNA of Penicillium alfredii, 1989 nucleotides long. RefSeq names its product RNA-binding snoRNP assembly protein NAF1. The record is from RefSeq and is a predicted model, not a curated record. Lineage: Eukaryota; Fungi; Ascomycota; Eurotiomycetes; Eurotiales; Aspergillaceae. Gene Ontology annotation, cellular component: sno(s)RNA-containing ribonucleoprotein complex. The transcript has a single exon. Gene Ontology annotation, molecular function: RNA binding. Gene Ontology annotation, biological process: pseudouridine synthesis; ribosome biogenesis; box H/ACA snoRNP assembly. The coding region runs from base 1 to 1989 and encodes 662 amino acids.
AUGAGUGACUCCCAGGUUCCACCGACCGAGUCUGUUGUCGCCAGUGACGGCCCUCACUCGAACCAGCCUACAACGAUCGAUACGCCACCCGUCGCAGCGACUCCGGACGAGGGCAGUAAUUUUUACAACACUCCCUUGGCUGCAGGAACACCGUCUAUUCAAGCAGACAGUCAAAAGGAUGCCGCGACAAACAGCAUGAUCAAAGCCCCUGAUUCCUCGGAACCUGCUCCCAUGAUUCCCGGACUAAACCUUGUCAACGACCCCAAUGACCCGCAGUCUAUGAGCAACCAACCACCCCCAGAAUCAACGACGGCCGCAGUAAAACAAGAACAAGAAGAGCCUGAAACCAAGCAGGAAUUGAACGAGCCAGAGAUCCAGCAGGAAUCAAGCGAAUCAGCGAUGAAAGAAGAACCCCGAACCGCAAUUCAGCAGGAGCCAGAAGAAAAUUUGCAGGUCAACAAUGAACCAACCUCGGCCCCUAGUGACAUUAUGGAAGUCGACCAAGCUCCAGAAAUUGGCAACACGGAAAAUGCACCUGACCAGGGCGCGGAAGCACUGGAGAACGAGGAAGAAGGGGAGCACCCGGAGUGGGAGGUCGACUCUUCUCCGUACGAAUCCUCCUCGGACAGCUCUACGUCUACGGAUUCAGAUGACAGCGAUGAUGAAGAUUACCCCAUGCUCAGCCCGGAAGAACAGGCACGGAUCCUCAUGCAGGCGGAGGCUGGAUCUGAUGAUGAGGGAGAGGGCAAAGGCAAAUCGAAUGGACACGUUCGAUCGACCAAUGAGGUUGCGGAAGAAGUCCCGCCAAUUCCUGACGUUGAAGUUACCCCCGAUAUGAAAAUCGUGUUCCUAGGGAAGAUCCAGACGGUUGUCGACAACGCCCUCCUCAUCGAGGCCAACACCUCUGGAGAGUACCAAGUUCUUGAAUCAGGCUCGUUGCUGUGCCGCGAUGAUCGCAAACUUGUGGGUGUAGUGUCUGAAACGCUCGGCCGAGUCGAAAACCCCUUGUAUACGGUCAUGUACGCGUCUGCCUCCGAAAUACAGGAACGGGGCUUGUACAAGGGCAUGGAUAUCUUUUAUGUCGAGGCACACUCUACUUUCGUGUUCACUCAGCCGCUCAAGGGCAUGAAGGGAAGCGAUGCUUCGAAUUUCCAUGACGAGGAGGUCGCCGAGGAGGAAGCCGAGUUCUCAGACGAUGAGGCAGAGGCCGAAUACAAGCGCAGACUGAAACAGAAACGGCAAGACAAAAAAGAAGCCAGAGAUGGCCCUGCAAGAGGAAAGAAAGGACCCCCGGGGCCAUCAAAGCUGAGCCACACUGGACUCAACUACGACGAUGGAGCCGAGGAUGGCUACACGCCCCUUGCUCGUCCCAAGAAUCUCCACGAAAUCAUGGGUACUCACGAGGCUCCGGUCGAAGGAAACGAGCGUGGAUCUAACUUCCGUGGUGGCAGAGGCCGUGGCCGAGGCUCUGACCGUGGCCGCGGCCGCGGUAGGGGUGGUGGCGGCAGAGGAGGAUGGGAUCGUGACCAGGACCGUCGUCCCCCGCAGAGCGGCGGCUCGCAUUAUGGACCACCGGCCACGAAUCCCCAGGCCUCGGGCUAUGGCCAACCGGCGUACCCUCAGCACCAACAGCCUGCCUACGGUAUGCCCCAGCCAUUCGCCGGGUAUGCACCGUAUGCGCAGCAGCAACAGACACCCCAGCCGCAAUUCGCUCAAGGCGCUGCUCCAGCUCAAUUCCCCUUCCAGUUUCCCUUCCCCCAGGCCUUCCAACAACCGAAUCCUUUCCAACCAGUCCCGGCGGGUGCUCACGUCAAUCCUCUUUUCUUGGCUGCAUUGCAACAGCAGCAGCAGCAACAAUACCAGCAGCCGCAAUCGGUGCCUUCCCAGGCUCAGCCGCAAAAUCCGGCCAUGAACUUUGAUCAAGUCAAAGCUCAGUUGGAUCUUUUGCGGAGCCUCAGCAACGGAAACCAAGGGCCGCCUCCUACUUGA